GAUAUUUUCAUAUUUAAGGAGCACCUCGAUGCUCGUUUCAAUCAGUCACAGUUUAGAUUCCACCCUGAGCUACCACCGGAUUUUACAAAAUGAAAUACAUAUCCGAAGGAAGAACCAGCAGGAAAUUCAUAUUGGUACCUGUACUUCUCUGUUGUACAGUCAUGGGCUGUGCUCAAGGAUAUCCAGGAGAAGAUUUUCGCUACAUAGACAGGGAUUUGGCUAGCCCGGGGGCUCAUCAGCUGGCCAGCUGGCUGGCGUCGCAGCUGCGCCCGAGGGAGAUAAUACCGGUGGAGGUGCCGGUGAUACCGUAUCGGCUGCCCAUCCAGGGCAAGAGGAACUCGGAGGUGUCGAACGCCAUCAUGGGCUCGGAGGAGUCGCAGAAAAUGUACCGGGAGGGUCGCUGAGCCGGCCCGGGCCGGUUCGACGCUGCGCUCCGAAAUUCUAUAUGCCUAUUUCAUUAUGAUACCGAAUUAGAGCGAUUGAGAUUAAAGAGUUUCAAACGUCGUAAUUGUUGACAAUUGUAUAUCUGAAU
Messenger RNA from Phyllotreta striolata, 532 nucleotides. Lineage: Eukaryota; Metazoa; Arthropoda; Insecta; Coleoptera; Chrysomelidae. The record is from the annotation of a GenBank genome assembly.